AUCUGCGGGAUGGCAGCCGAUUGAAAAAGACGCGUUCGCCGCGCUGCUGAGGAGGAGUCUCGAGCACCGAACUCUGCCCCCAACUUCUUGGCGCAUUCACUUAAUUUUAUUCCUGUUCGGACCUGCCCCCAACUUCUUCUCUUCUGUUGCAUUCGCAUUACUCGCAGAUGACACACCUCCUCCUCCUCCUCCUCGCAUGGCCCGUAGAACACCUCCACCUCGACCUCGACCUCACCCCGCAUUCUCGUGCGGCGCCCUUUGUUGCCUGCCCCGGAAAACCCCCACCUCGCGUCCCCGCAAAACCUGGCGGAAAACCCCAGGUUUGAUCUCCAGGUCAUGAGAUAAUUACUUACUCAAACAACAGAAUAUAAAGCCCAUCGCACUCUGGCCACUUUCGCGAAAUCCCUUCCUAUCCACCGUCUUCCUCUCCUCUCCUCUGCCGUACCGUAACAACCAUGAGCAAUCCCAAGCCCGAGCUUCUUCACCUCGAGACCAUCGGCUCCGCCUCGACCGACGACGUCGAGGUCCAGAAGCACGCCGCCAUCGACGAGGAACUGCGCAAAUAUGUUGCUACUGAGGCCGUCGAGAUCGACUCAAAACUCAACAGACGUCUUCUAAACAAGAUCAACGGCCGCAUCCUCGUCGUCAUGCUCGGAACGUACUUCUUGCAGUCGCUCGACAAGAACGCCCUCAACUUUACCGCCAUCAUGGGUAUCAAGGAGGAUGCUCAUUUGGUUGGGCAGAAUUACUCUUGGCUCCACACCGUCAUCUACUUUGGUGUCCUCGCCGCUGAAUAUCCUACCGCCAUCUUUGUCCAGAAAGUCCCCAUCGCAAAGUACCUUGCCGCAAACGUCUUCCUCUGGGGUGUCGUCAUCACCAUGACCUGCUUCGGAGACACCUUCCCCAAACUAGUCGCCCUCAGAGUUCUCCUCGGUCUCUUUGAGGCCGUCUCUCAGCCGACCUUCCUUCUCCUCUCGACCAUGUGGUACAAACGCGAAGAGCAACCGUUUAUCGUUGCCAGCUGGUAUGGAAUGAACGGCAUCCAAGGUAUCUGCGGUGGCCUGAUCGCCUACGGUAUCAGCCACAUCAACUCCACCGUCCUGAAGACAUGGCAGAUCCUCUACAUCCUCCUCGGAUGCGUCACCUGCUGCUGGGCGGUCUUCAUCGGCUGGUGGAUGCCCGAUUCCCCCAUGCGCGCAAAAUGCUUCACCGAAGAGGAGCGCAUGCUCAUGGUCGAGCGCGUCCGUGCCAACAAGACCGGUCUUCAGAACAAGAAGUUUAAGAAGGCUCAUCUCAUCGAGCUCAUCAAAGACCCCCAGAUCUGGUGCUACUUAUUUGUUGAGGUCAUCAUCCAAAUUCCCUCCGGCGGUCUCGGAUCAUUCUCCACUCUCAUCAUCAAGGGUAUCGGUUUUGACGAGCUGCAGACCGAGCUACUCUCUAUGGUCAACGGCGCCCUCCAGGUCUUCUUCAUGCUCAGCGCUGCCUACCUCCAGCGAAGGUUCGAAAAGAGUGUCAUCCUGUUCAUGCUGAUCUACCUCGUGCCCAAUAUCGUCGGUACCAUUGUAUUUUUGUCCGUCCCUGUCAAUGACUCGACCCGCAUCGGUCUCCUGUUUGCCUACUGGACCACCAUCUCCUUCUGGGGCAUGAUGGUUCUUCUUAUGAGUAUGCUUGCUCGCAACGUCGCCGGUCAGACAAAGAAGUCGCUUGCCUCUGCCACUCUCUUCUUGGCCUGGGCUGUUGGCAACAUGAUCGGACCUCAGGUCUUCAAGUCAUCCGAAGCGCCUCGAUACGUCACCGGAUUUUCUGUCCAUAUGGGAUGCUAUGGUGUUAUCUAUGGCACUCUCAUCUAUUUGCGGUUCUACCUCAAGAAAGAGAAUGCCAAGAGAGAUGCUUUGCAGGACGAGGACUGGAGAGCGUCCGAAGCGAAUGUGGAGAACGCGUUUGAUGAUUUGACUGACAAGGAGAACCCGAGUUUCCGUUAUGUGUACUAAGGAGUCGGAGCGUUACUGUAUUCUUGCUGUUGUUUCUCUAUUGAGUGAAAUAUUGUGAAUUUAUUAUUAUGUUUAUAUGCCACAUUAAAGUUUAGUUAAUCCCGAACCAGUAACAUAGCCGAGUUGACUCACUCGCCUGACAUCAUUGUUUCAGACCCUCAGAUUAUAUUAAGUUGAUCGCG
Molecule: messenger RNA, 2173 nt
Organism: Myxozyma melibiosi
Lineage: Eukaryota; Fungi; Ascomycota; Lipomycetes; Lipomycetales; Lipomycetaceae
Product: major facilitator superfamily domain-containing protein
Exons: 8
Coding region: 456-1991 (511 amino acids)
Biological process (GO): L-cysteine transport; transmembrane transport
Cellular component (GO): membrane
Molecular function (GO): L-cysteine transmembrane transporter activity
Source: RefSeq, a predicted model, not a curated record